AUGAAGCAGGAACUGGUUCUGAUUCGAAGUAGCAAUGAUCUAGAUGCAGUAACGGCUAUCGAUGAGACUGAAAAACCUAAAAUUAACAUUGAAAAAAUCUAUUGGAGAGUACCUCACGUUUCCGUAGGAAUCCCCCAACAACUGGCCCUGACUAAAAUUUUAGAUAAAAAUGUGGAGAUAUUGGUUCCAUUUAGAAGUUGGGAACUUGUAGAGUACCCUUCCCUUUCACAAACUACAAGACACACUUGGCCCGUGAAAACCACCACCAAGUUGGAGACGCCUCGUCAUAUUGUUGUCGCCUUUCAGACAGAUAAGAAAAAUAAGGUCACCUCAAAUAUGAGCAAAUUUGAGGACUGUGGUCUUACAAAUAUAAGAGUAUUUUUAAAUUCGGAAAGAUAUCCAUACCACGACCUAUUCCUUGACUUUAACAACAACAAAUUCGCCACAUUAUACGAAAUGUUUGCCCACUUCCGAAAAUCGUUUUAUGAAUUUGAAAACGAGCCCAUAUUUACUCCAAAAGAAUUUAAAUCCAUUGCUCNAUAUUACAUCUCUAAGAAAGGUCAUCAGCGACCACUUGACUAA
Molecule: messenger RNA, 582 nt
Organism: Anoplophora glabripennis (Asian longhorned beetle)
Lineage: Eukaryota; Metazoa; Arthropoda; Insecta; Coleoptera; Cerambycidae
Exons: 1
Coding region: 1-582 (193 amino acids)
Source: RefSeq, a predicted model, not a curated record